UGGACUCCAGCCAGCUCCACCGUGAGUCCCAAGCUGCCAUGGUCGGUGUGGAUUAAGACUGGGCCAUCCCUCAGUUCUGCCGUCUGUGAUGUGUCUGUAUUACCUGCCUCACUGGGUUGCUGGGAGGAUUAUCUGAAAUAGCACAUGCUAACCACCUGUUGUAAUGCCUUCCUGAAGAUGGCAACCUGUGCAUGGCUCAUCCUGGGAGGAGCUGACUUCAGUCAUCAUGAUGCCUAAGAAUCGAGUGUGACGUUUCUCCAGGUACUUCAUGGUGUUCUCCUCCCCCCUCUCCACAUCACUUCUCUGCGUGUCUCCUGAAACAUGGGGGAAAAUGAGGAUGAGAAGCAGACCCAGGCUGGGCAGAUAUUCGAGAACUUUGUCCAAGCUUCCACAUGCAAAGGUACCCUUCAGGCCUUCAACAUCCUCACCCGACACCUGGACCUAGACCCUCUGGACCACAGAAACUUUUAUUCCAAGCUCAAGUCCAAGGUGACCACCUGGAAGGCCAAGGCCCUGUGGUACAAACUGGACAAGCGUGGGUCCCACAAAGAGUAUAAGCGAGGAAAGUCUUGUAUGAACACCAAGUGUCUCAUCAUUGGGGGAGGACCGUGUGGUCUGCGCACUGCCAUUGAACUUGCCUACCUGGGGGCCAAAGUGGUCGUGGUGGAGAAGAGGGACACCUUCUCCCGGAACAACGUGUUGCACCUCUGGCCUUUCACCAUCCAUGACCUGCGAGGCCUGGGAGCCAAGAAGUUCUAUGGGAAGUUUUGUGCCGGCUCCAUCGACCAUAUCAGUAUUCGUCAGUUGCAGCUCAUCCUAUUCAAGGUGGCCUUGAUAUUGGGGGUUGAAAUCCAUGUGAACGUGGAGUUUGUGAAGGUUCUAGAGCCUCCUGAAGAUCAAGAAAAUCAAAAAAUUGGCUGGCGGGCAGAAUUUCUCCCUUCAGAUCACUCUCUGUCGGAAUUUGAGUUUGAUGUCAUCAUUGGCGCGGAUGGCCGCAGGAACACGCUGGAAGGGUUCAGAAGAAAAGAAUUCCGUGGGAAGCUGGCUAUUGCAAUCACUGCCAACUUCAUCAACAGAAACAGCACGGCUGAGGCCAAGGUGGAAGAGAUUAGCGGCGUGGCUUUCAUCUUCAAUCAGAAAUUUUUUCAGGAUCUUAAAGAAGAAACAGGGAUUGAUCUUGAGAACAUUGUUUACUAUAAGGACUGCACCCACUAUUUUGUCAUGACUGCCAAGAAGCAGAGCUUGCUUGACAAAGGUGUCAUCAUUAAUGACUAUAUCGACACAGAGAUGCUGCUGUGUGCGGAGAAUGUGAACCAGGACAACCUGCUUUCCUAUGCACGCGAGGCUGCAGACUUCGCCACCAACUACCAGCUGCCGUCUUUAGACUUUGCCAUGAACCAUUACGGGCAGCCCGAUGUGGCCAUGUUCGAUUUCACCUCCAUGUAUGCCUCCGAGAAUGCGGCCUUGGUGCGCGAGCGGCAGUCACACCAGCUGCUCGUGGCCCUCGUGGGCGACAGCUUGCUUGAGCCAUUCUGGCCCAUGGGCACUGGCUGUGCCCGUGGCUUCCUGGCAGCCUUUGACACUGCGUGGAUGGUGAGAAGCUGGGACCAGGGCACUUCGCCCCUGGAGCUUCUGGCUGAAAGAGAAAGUCUUUACCGACUGUUACCUCAAACGACCCCAGAGAACAUCAACAAGAACUUUGAGCAGUAUACAUUAGACCCGGGGACGCGGUACCCAAACCUCAACUCAAACUGCGUCAGGCCCCAUCAGGUGAAGCAUUUGUACAUUACUAAGGAGCUGCACCAGUAUCCUCUUGAGAGGCUGGGCUCAGUGAGGAGAUCCGUCGGCCUCUCCAGGCGAGAGUCGGACAUCCGGCCCAGCAAGCUCUUAACCUGGUGCCAGCAGCAGACCGAGGGCUACCAGCAUGUCAAUGUCACCGACCUGACCACAUCCUGGCGGAGUGGUCUGGCCCUGUGUGCCAUCAUCCACCGCUUCCGGCCUGACCUAAUCAACUUUGACUCUUUGAACGAAGACGACACUGUGGAGAACAACCAGCUGGCAUUUGACGUGGCAGAGCGUGAGUUUGGCAUCCCCCCAGUGACCACAGGCAAAGAGAUGGCAUCGGCCCAGGAGCCCGACAAGCUCAGUAUGGUCAUGUACCUCUCCAAGUUCUACGAGCUCUUCCGGGGCGCCCCUCUGAGGCCUGUGGAUUCCUGGCGUAAAAACCACGAAGAGAAUGCCGACCUCGGCUUGGCCAAGUCAUCCAUUCCUCAUCACUAUCUCAACCUCACGUUUCCAAGGAAGAGGACUCCGCGAGUGGACAGCCGGACCGAAGAGAAUGACAUGAACAAGCGGAGGCGGAAGGGCUUCAACAACCUGGAUGAGCCUUCAGCCUUUUCCAGCCAGAGCUUGGGCUCCAAUCAAGAGGGCAUUAAGGAAGGUGGAAAUCAGAACAAAGUCAAGUCCAUGGCAAGUCAGCUGCUGGCCAAGUUCGAGGAGAGCUCGCGGAACCCCUCAAUCCUGAGGCAGGAGCACCGUGUCUCAGGGAUAGGUAAGCCUAUACUGCGCUCUUCCUCUGACCCUCCUGUUAACUCUCGUUGUCCCAAGCCGGAGGAGCCCACACCCAGCCCAUCACCAACCCUGAAAAGGCAGUUCCCCUCCGUGGUUGUGACAGGGCAUGUGCUCCGAGAGCUAAAGCAAGUGUCUGCUGCUGGCGAGUGUCCAACCAGGCCCUGGAGAGCCCGAGCCAAGUCUGACCUGCAACUGGGUGGGCCAGAAAACCUUGCCAGCCUGCCUCCCACCUGCCCGGGAGCGCUGGCCCUCUCUGGGGUGCUGCGGCGGCUGCAGCAAGUGGAGGAAAAGGUUCUCCAGAAAAGGGCUCAGAACUUGGCCAACAGGGAAUUUCACAAAAAGAACAUUAAGGAGAAGGCGGCUCACCUUGCCUCCAUGUUUGGACACGGGGAUUUCCCACAGAAUAAACUACUCUCUAAAAGCCUGUCUCAUACUCAUCCUACGUCUUCUCCCUCCUGCCUUCCAUCUCCUGAUUCAGCUGCUACUUCCUCUCCAUCAACUGUUGACUCUGUUUCUCCUGCCAGAAAGGCAAAGAAGUCACCUUCAGAUUUCCAUUUCCUACCCAGCCACUUAGGAACAUUGCGGCCUCAGCUGACAGUAGGGAAAGUAUCCAGCGGAAUAGGGGCUGCAGCUGAAGUUCUGGUCAAUCUGUACUUGAAUGAUCACAGACCUAAGACUCAGGCCACCUCUCCAGACUUGGAGUCCGUACGGAAGACGUUUCCCCUGAACGUGGGUGGCAGCGACACCUGUUACUUCUGCAAGAAGCGCGUGUAUGUCAUGGAGCGGCUGAGCGCGGAGGGCCACUUCUUCCACCGGGAGUGUUUCCGCUGCAGCAUCUGUGCCACCACCUUGCGCCUGGCCGCCUAUGCCUUUGAUGUUGACGAAGGCAAGUUUUUCUGCAAGUCUCAUUUCAUUCACUGUAAGACCAACAGCCAGCAACGGAAGAGACGGGCAGAGUUGAAGCAACAAAGAGAGGAGGAGGGGAUGUGGAAAGAGCAGGAAGCCCCUCGGCUAGACCCUCCCGCGGACAGUUCUUGCGCCGCCGCCGCCAUCGCCACACCGGAAGGCAGCCCCCCAGAUGAGCCAACCUCCCCCAAGAAGCCCAAGAGCGUUCCGGAGCUCGAGCCUGGGGAUAUGGCAGGUGGAGCUGCCUCCCCGCUGCCCUCUGAGUGGACCGCAGUGAGGAUCAGCCCCGGGGAGGAUGUGGUUGGACAGGACGUGCUGGCCGUGCGCGUCCUGGUCACCAGCGAAGACAGCAGCUCCGAUGCAGAGCCGGACCGUGGUGACAGUGAGGCCUCCAGUGCAGAGCCCUUUGACGAAAGACCCCAGCGGCCGGAACUCCACCUCCCAGCCCUCCUGAAGCCCCUCUCCCGGCAUAGCUCUCUGAGAGAGACCCUGACCAGGGCAGUCUCUCCACACGACCUCGGGGAGCCCGAAGCUGUGCCUGCUCUGCAGCGGGCCAAUAGUUUCCAAUGUCCAACUCCCAGCGAAUACCAGAGUGGGAGAAGAUUCCAGUGCAAUUUGAUACCAGUGAACCACAAAAUGACUGUGUCGCCUCCAAAGGAAGCUUGUCCUCCCCCACCUUCUCCUUCUCCACCCUCUUCUUCCUCAACUGGUGACCUGAACGCCCUGGACAGUCCCUCCCUGCCUCAGGUGACAGCUUUCAACACCCCCUCACAGGUCUCCAGAGGUCAUUUCAGUCCAUCCACCCCCAUCUUUCUGAGGCGUGCCAAAGCCCAUGGAUCACCCAAGGAUCUCCCCCUGCGUCUGCCUGGGCAGGUACUGGAGCGGACAGAAUACUGCCUGGUGAGGCCUGGUGGAGACAACCUCAAGAGCUCCAGGCCAUCCAGCCCUGCAGAGGUGGCUUCUGAUGGGUGUCAGGAAGCAGUGACCCCUCCUAGGGACAUCAGAAGCAUCCACAGAGGUCCACACCCCACUGAAGGGAAGGACAGGUGCUUGCCAGACCACCCGCUGUCUCCCUGGGCUGGGGAGAAGCCUGGAGAAGGGAGUACCAGACCCAGGAGGGUAGAGGAUGGUGGGUUAGAGCUGGCAGAGGAGAAGUCAGGCUUAAAGAAGUUGGUUCUCACUCCAGAGCAGAAGACUUGGUUGUUGGAUUGGAAUGACUCCAACCUUGAGAACUUGCAGCUGGAAACCGGGGCACGACUUCCCCAAAAGAACACUAAAAAUGGUACAGGAGGCCAUGUGCUGAAACCAGUCCGCCCCUUGCUGCUCCCUCAGGCAGAGCAAGAGACCUUGCCAGCCCAGAGACAGUCUCAGGAGAAGAUGGGGGCCCCAGCUGAACGGGCGCCUGGGGAGCGAAGCGUGGCCCCACCCAAGUCUCCACUGCGGCUCAUAGCCAAUGCCAUCCGGAGGUCCCUGGAGCCGCUGCUCCCCAACUCUGACGGUGGGAGGAAGUCUUGGGCCAAGCCAGAGUCAAAGACUUUGCCCACUAGCCCGCCUCAUGCUCAUACUCGCUCAUUCAGCUUUCGGAAAAGCAGCUCCAGUAAAGACAGCGAUCAGCCAUCCCCCAAGAGAGACAUGGCAAGCAAGGCCUCAGCCUUCUUCUCCCUGGGCUCCCCGACUGCAAGGACUGCCCAGCCCUCCGCCCCGAGCCCUGCCGCCCCUGUGCUUUGCAGCCACAGCUUGCCCAGCCGCUCAUCCAAGGUGUUCCCUGCCCUUGUGUCCCCACCCUGCGGCAAGAUCGAAGAUGUCCCCACACUCCUGGAGAAAGUGAGUUUGCAGGAGACAGUCCCAGAUGCUUCCAGGGUUCCCAAGAAAAGGACCUCACUCUUCUCCUUCAGACUCAAAGACAAGUCUUUUGAGAGUUCCCUCCAAGAAUCUGGGCCAAGAAAGGACCCCCAAGACCUCUUCAGCAGCCCCAAGGGGAAGGCGCCGCCCAUGGGCAAUGCCCAGCCCCCAGAGAAGCAGGUGCAGCCAGUCAGUAGCACCUGCCUGGUGCAGAGGGUCCCUCCUCCUUCUCCAGAGAAAGAUGCAAGUCCCACGCAUGUCCCCACCAGAGCACAGGAGACAGGGGCUGUCUCUUCCACCUCUUCCUCCACCACCUCCUCCGCAGAUGAGGAAUUCCAUCCCCAGCCUUCCUCAAGGUCAAAGGAGAGGAAGACACUCAGAAGAAGGAGGAAGCUGGAAAAAGCAACAAAACAAUUGGUUAAGCAAGAAGAAUUGAAAAGACUUCAUAAAGCUCAGGCCAUCCAGAGGCAGUUGGAGGAGGUGGAGGAGCGGCAGAGGGCUUCCGAGAUCCAGGGCGUGAGGCUGGAGAAGGCGCUGAGAGGAGAAGCAGCAGAUUCAGGCACACAGGAUGAAGCACAGCUUUUGCAGGAAUGGCUUAAGCUGGUUCUGGAGAAGAAUAAAUUAAUGCGAUAUGAGUCAGAGCUCCUGAUCAUGGCCCACGAACUAGAACUGGAAGAUCAUCAAAGCAGACUAGAGCAGAAAUUAAGAGAGAAAAUGCUCCAGGAAGAGAGCCAGAAAGAUGAGAAUGAUCUGAAUGAAGAGCAAGAAAUACUCACGGAGAUGAUGCAAGUGAUUGAGCAAAGGGACAAACUGGUGGAUUCCUUAGAGGAACAACGCAUCAGAGAGAAGGCCGAAGACCAGCACUUUGAAAGCUUUAUAUUCUCUCGGGGCUGUCAGCUGAGCAGGACGUGAGCAGGCCCCACCGGGAGCAAGCUGAUGACCAGAUCAGGCCAAGCACCCCACACUCACUCGUUCCUCCUUUCAAAGGAUGUUAGACCUAAACGUAACUUAUACCAUGCUGCAGUAUUUUUUGAAAUAAUUAAGAUUCUCUCGUAUGUACUCCAGCUGCCUAAGAUACUUCCAGAGAUGAUUAUGAAGAAAAUAUCGAGACUCUUUUGAAAUAGGCAGUCAACUUCAGCUGGUCUCUCAGAUUGGAGAUGAUUUUGGCAGAUAAUCAGCAUUGUUUUCUAUAAAGAGUGACACAGAGAUCAGUUUUCCUGCUCCUUUCAUCAUUUCUCUUCCCAAUUCAUUGAGUUACACAUCUUAAGAUUUUUAAGAAGCUGCCUUUUCAUUACUAUAUCCAUAUUUGCCUUUUCUUUGCGCGGGUGACUGGUUUUCAAAUGUCAGAAAGAAGUAGCCACUGUUUAAAGAUUAGGUUAAUAUUUAAAUUGUGCUUCCAGAGAAAGGGAAGAAACCUUGAGAUUACUGAUUACAUAAAGCAAAUAACUCAUAUAGCAGGUGUUAAUUCAAUCCAGGGUGAAUUUAAGUCACCAGGUGUAUUUAUAAGCCUUAAUAUAAUAUACAUAAGCAAUGAGAAUUUAAUAGAACAUUUGAGCCUUAAUUUUAUUAAAAAAAAAAAAAGAAAGAAA
This is a messenger RNA of Odocoileus virginianus texanus, 6908 nucleotides long. NCBI's taxonomy places the organism in Eukaryota, Metazoa, Chordata, Mammalia, Artiodactyla, Cervidae. The record is from RefSeq and is a predicted model, not a curated record.